Messenger RNA from Anopheles nili, 1837 nucleotides. It is a transcript of the gene Nasp, whose product is annotated as protein NASP homolog. Bases 206 to 1483 code for a protein of 425 amino acids. The transcript is spliced from 4 exons. Lineage: Eukaryota; Metazoa; Arthropoda; Insecta; Diptera; Culicidae. The record is from RefSeq and is a predicted model, not a curated record. Gene Ontology annotation, molecular function: histone binding. Gene Ontology annotation, cellular component: nucleoplasm. Gene Ontology annotation, biological process: CENP-A containing chromatin assembly; DNA replication-dependent chromatin assembly.
GUACGGAUUGCGUUUACGGUUUAAUUCUUUUGCAAGCAGAUACGUUUCCGGCUUUUAUGUGUUUAAGUUUCGUAAUUUGUGUGUUCUACUCCAAGGAUUUCUGAAGCGUAGCCUUAUCCCGCCACCAGGUUUCAUCUCGAUUACAUCCGCCUUGGGUAAAAGUCGUUGAAGAUUAGAACAUUUUGCUCUCAUCUGCACCAUCAGUAUGGCAGAAAAAUCAGAAACACUCGUCACGAAGGAGGAAAAGAUCAAUGAAGCAAAGGAACUGUUUGGUCGUGGUAGCAGAAACUAUUGCAUGAAGCAGUAUGCGGACGCGGCCGACGAUCUGAGCGCCUGCUGCUCCAUUUAUUCCGAGUUGUACGGUCCUAACGCGGUAGAGUGUGGCCUCCCGUACCUGAUGUAUGCCAAAUCUCUGAUUGCCAUCGGGAAAGAUGAGAAUAAUUUGAUCGUCCCGGGCGAUGAUGAGGAAGAAGCCGAUGAUGAUGAUGAUGAUGAUGAGGAAAACGGUGAAGAGGAAGGAGCUGAUGGUGAUGAAAAAGAAGAGCAUGAGGAAAAACAAGACGAAGAUGAAGAGAUGGAUACAAAGGAAUCUUCCACCGAUGCUAAAGACUCUACUGUCGCAGAAAAGGAAAACGGCAUUGAGGAGAAAAAAGAAGAAAGUGAUCCUAGCAAAGUAGAAGUAGCUACUGAAGCCGCCGCAGGAUCCAGUUCGUCCGAUGCAAAGGCUGUGGCGACGAACGGUGAACCAACGCCUGGUCCUUCCACUUCGAACGGGGAUACUAGUGUGCAGGAGGAAACACCCGAUAAUUUACAAGUUGCGUGGGAAAUUUUGGAACUAGCCGUACACAUUUUCCAAGAACAGGGAGAAAAAGGAUAUGAAAAUCUACCCGAAUGUUAUGUGGAAUUGGCAGGAAUUUCCUUUGAAAACAGUUUCUUCAAGGAUGCUAUAAACGAUUACGGUAAAGCGCUGGAAAUUUACAAGAAGACAAACCAAUCCGAUCAACGCCUGCUGGCCGAGGUGAACUAUAAAGUUGGUUUGUGUCAUAUGAUGGAGAGAGAGUUCGAGGAAUCGAUCAUAUCGUUCAAAGGAGCAAUCACCGAGUUGGAUAAGGUGGUAGAGACAGAAAAGGCAAAAGAACAGACUGACGACACAAAAGAGAUCAUUGAAGAUAUUGAGCAGUUGAAAAAGGAGAUCUUAGACAAGAUUACCGACGUCGAAGAGGCAAUGAAAACGCCCAUCGAGGAUGUGAAGCGUGAGCUUUCAAAGAUCAUCGUGUCGGGUGGUGGGGAAUCCAGUAGCAAAGAUCUGAACAAUGGAGCUAGUUCUUCGUCCAGUGGUGCUACUAACGGAUCAGCCGCGAAAUCUUCGUCUGCGGCGACUAAGCCGGCGAAUGAUAUUUCUCAUCUAAUUAAAAGAAAAAAGCCAGACAGCGCAACCACCGAGGUGGAAGGAUCACCUGCCAAGAAAACUGCUUCUGAAUAGGCUCGCGAUGGUUUUUAAGCCGUCGUACUUACUGCAUCCUGCAACAACUGUUUUAUUUUACUUUCAAUUCCGCGAUAUUCACCGAAAGGAGAUAAGAGAUUAUAUUCUGCGUUUGGAAGAAAAAAAAAUGCACUCGUUUUAAAUUAUUGGUUUCCUCUACACUGUGUACUACUCUAAGCUGUUCUGUAUUAUCACGACUAGUUAAUGUUUUCUGGCAUUCCUUGCUGCCUGUACGCGCCGUUUUUUAUGAUAGAAUAGUUACGAACGCGUAUUGGCCAAUCAUUGAUCGAUAUCGAUUUGAAUGAACGAGAGAAACAAAUUGUAAAGCAUAAUUUAAUUGGUUAAUAAUUUUGA